Messenger RNA from Anolis sagrei ordinatus, 2105 nucleotides. RefSeq names its product tetraspanin 2 (gene TSPAN2). Gene Ontology annotation, cellular component: plasma membrane. The record is from RefSeq and is a predicted model, not a curated record. NCBI's taxonomy places the organism in Eukaryota, Metazoa, Chordata, Lepidosauria, Squamata, Anolidae.
GAGAGAAGAAUCAGCAGCAGGAGGAGGAGGAGGAGGCGAAGAAGAAGCAGCAGCAUCAGGAAGGCGCUUGUGAGCGACGCCGGCGCUUUUGCCUCCUUGGAGCCUGUGCAAGGAGCCCAAGAAGCAACCCGCCGCCGGCAGCCAUGGGGCGAGUGCAAGGAGGGGUGCGCUGCAUCAAGUUCCUGCUCUUCGUUUUCAACUUCAUCUUCUGGUUGGCAGGUUCAGCUGUCGUCGCAUUUGGGCUGUGGCUGCGGUUUGGAAAUGUAAUAAGAGAUUUAGCAACUGAUGAAAAGUCCCCAGAAUACUUUUAUAUGGGACUCUAUGUGCUGGUGGGAGCAGGUGCCCUGAUGAUGACAGUGGGAUUUUUUGGGUGCUGUGGAGCUGCACGGGAAUCUCAAUGCCUACUUGGAGCAUUCUUCACGUGUUUACUGGUGAUUUUUGCUGCUGAAGUAACUGCAGGAGUUUUUGCUUUUCUUGGCAAGAAAACGGCUAUUGAAGAGGUCCAGGCUAUCUAUGAUGAAGCUUAUAACGAAUAUAUCAGUGAUUCGGGGAAGAACCAGUCACUUAUCCAGAUGCACAAAGCACUUCAAUGCUGUGGGAAAGAGACUGACGUUCUAGUGAAAUCUACUUGUCCAAAAGAUAUUGAACUUCCCAAAAACUGUCUGGUUGAAAUUGAAACUUUCAUUGACUCAAAGCUUCAUCUGCUUGGCAUUGUGGGGAUUGGAAUUGCUGGAAUCACAAUCUUUGGCAUGGUCUUCAGUAUGGUUCUCUGCUGUGCAAUCCGUAACACAAGAGACAUGCUCUAGAACUGUCACUGCAUAGCAUUGCUUUCAUCCCAUGGAUUGGAAGGCUUCCUGACGGAACCUGCAAGAAGCGCUUGCUUGCUCAGCUUAACAACUGUAACCAUUUUUAAUUAGCGGUGUUAACCAACUGACAGAGAAAAGGGGACGUAUAGUUAGCCUGAGAAUUUGCGUCAUUUGCAUUCUAAAAAAUUAAGACCAUGAAAUCUGAAGUGAGCAAGUAGGACAAGCUUAACAAGGCAUUGCUGAAGGCAGUGGCAGCACCUGAAACUAAAAUUUCUUUGAAGUAAGACUUUGCACAUGUGUGUGAGUGAACUGUGCCUGUAUCUCUACAUUCAAGUGCAUGUGUGUUUGUUUUGGCACACAGAUGCACAUGGUGCGGCUGCACAAACAUCUGUAUAUACAGUACUCAGUAUGACUGUAGGUAUGUUUUGUGGGUGAACCAUAUUUGCAUGCAUAUUUCCACAAUAUAUAUAUAUACAUACACACACACACUUGGGUGCAGCAAACUCAAACUCAAACCAUUUCCAAAUGGACUCUUCUUGGUUGAUAAUUUAUGGAGAAGCAAAUCUUUUUUAACAAACAAAAUACCCCAUCUGACUUCUAUCCAUAGUCUGCAAUGAACUAGAUAUAAUUAAUUAGGCUGAAGUUAAAUUUGCUGGAAACAAGCCUGUAAUCCUAUACAACUCUACUCCUUGGAAUAUAUUAAUUUAUUUGGCACAUUCUAUUUUUGAGAAAGGAGGCAAUAUAAGGGGUCCCCGGUGGACUCUCUGGCCUGCACAAAUAAUAGAAGCUAGAGCUACUGUAGGGCAUUUCAUCUAGGAUGAUCAUACUAUUACUGCUCCAGGUGCGUUGUGGGUAAAACUGUAGAAUUUACACUGUAUGCUUGAAAUACCUCAGGAGUGAGUUUACAGUUUGCAACUGUGCUUUGUAGUGUUUCUAUUUAUUUAUACUAAAAUGUUCCUAGUGGGAAAAUAACCUGAUGGAAUCACUGUAGCUGGCCAGAAGGAAGUCAUUUAUGGUGCCAUCCUAAUACGUUACAAUCAAGAGGAUCUUUCCCUUAAUUUCUAUGGGAGGUACACCCUUGGGACCUGUAAAAAAACCUGUCAUUUCUUUGAUAGGCUGUCAUGUUCAGAGUGGGAACCUCUGUUCUAUCUUCUUCUGAUACACUGCUAUGUUUCAAAUGGGAGCAGGCCACCUAAAAGAAUAUUUCAGCAAACCAUACUAGUUUCCUAACAAAUACUGCAAUCCAUGCACGUGUUCCAUUAAAACAUAAGCUUAGGAGACCUCAGCCAAAGUUUGUUA